AUGGGGAAAGGCUACAGCGCUACAAUCGCGUCCAAUCCGGUACGUUCCUUCGCAUGUAUCGGUGGUGGGCUGUUCGGACUGGACAUCUCGUCCAUGUCUGGUGUUCUUAACAACCCCGCCUACGAGGACACCUUCGGACAUCCGGAUUCAAGCCAUCAAGGGGCAAUCGUUGCCGCAAUGCCUGGCACCUCUUUCAUCGGCGCAUUGGCCGUCAGCAAGCUCGCAGACAACGGAUGGAUAUGGGUUAUCGGCAGCAUCCUGCAAUGUGCCGCUGUGGACCGUGGAAUGCUCGUUAUGGGGCGAGUUGUAUCUGGGCUUGCGGUUGGAAUUGCCUCGACGAUCGUUCCUAUAUAUCAAUCUGAGAUUACUGCCCCUGCUAUCAGAGGAAGGCUGUUCGUCGAGUUCGGGUGUUCGUACAUUAAUGGAGUUGCAUCUUUCCGAAUUCCAUGGGGUUUGCAGAUUAUCCCUGCGAUCGUGCUCUCGAUGGGCAUGUUGUUGUUCCCAGAGAGUCCUCGUUGGCUUGUGGAUCAUUAUCGUUCCAAAGAAGCCUUCGAGAUUCUUGCCGACUUGCAUGGCGGGGGCGAUACCAAGGCUUCGCUUGUACAGCUCGAAUACAGUGAGAUCCAGGAACAAGUCUCAUUCGAGCGUGCUGAAGGCACAAAGAGCUACUUGGAUCUCCUCAAGCCGGGCAUCCGGCGUCGGGUUGGGCUAGGCUGUGCAUUGCAGAUGUGGAGCCAGCUGACAGGCAUGAACAUCAUGAUGUACUACAUCGUCUACGUCUUCGAAGGCGCAGGUUUAACCGGACGACGUGGAAAUCUCAUCGCUGACUCCAUUCAAUACGUUCUGAACGUUGCACUUACCUUUCCUGCCAUCAUUCAUAUUGAUAAGUGGGGUCGCCGACCGAUGCUUCUUGUCGGAACCAUGGGGUUCUGGCUUAUGCUCGUGGGUGGACUGCAGGGCCGCUUCGGACACUGGGGUGAAGUCGAUGGUGACAGAGUUUCGGUGAUCACGGGCAAUAUGGCCGCAACGAAGGCGAUCAUCGUGUCGUGGACGUAUCCUGCAGAGAUCUUCCCUAUGAAAGUCCGCGCAAAGGCUGUCUCUCUCGCGACCGCCGUAAACUGGAUCUUUAAUCUCGCUCUCGCGUUUGCCGUCCCGCUUGGCUUAUCAUCAAUAGCAUACAAGACCUAUUUCAUCUUCGGCACGUUCAACUUCGCGGCCUUCAUCCACAUUUUCUUCUGCUUCCCAGAAACUGCGCAGCGCUCGCUCGAGGGGGAUGUCGGGAAGAAGCGUAUCGAGGACGUGCACGUUCACUCUGGAGAGAAGGUAGGCGUCGAAACAACCUGA
Molecule: messenger RNA, 1344 nt
Organism: Laetiporus sulphureus 93-53
Lineage: Eukaryota; Fungi; Basidiomycota; Agaricomycetes; Polyporales; Laetiporaceae
Product: general substrate transporter
Exons: 16
Coding region: 1-1344 (447 amino acids)
Biological process (GO): carbohydrate transport; transmembrane transport
Cellular component (GO): membrane
Molecular function (GO): carbohydrate:proton symporter activity
Source: RefSeq, a predicted model, not a curated record